Aplysia californica (California sea hare) is the source of this 5010-nucleotide messenger RNA. RefSeq names its product neurogenic locus notch homolog protein 2. Gene Ontology annotation, molecular function: calcium ion binding. Gene Ontology annotation, biological process: establishment or maintenance of epithelial cell apical/basal polarity; heterophilic cell-cell adhesion. Gene Ontology annotation, cellular component: protein-containing complex; plasma membrane. Lineage: Eukaryota; Metazoa; Mollusca; Gastropoda; Aplysiida; Aplysiidae. The record is from RefSeq and is a predicted model, not a curated record.
AUGGCGGAAGCUGCAGGGAUAUGUUCGACAGCUUCCGGUGUGACUGCGCAGGCGCGUUCACUGGGCCUACAUGUGAACAGGAUGUGGACGAGUGCGCUUCCGGAACUGAUCCUUGUAGGAAUGGAGCGACUUGUGAGAAUACUAUGCGAGUGCCCUGCUGGCAAAGCCGGUCCUACCUGUGACGCAACCGUCUUCGACUGUCGUCUGUUUCCGUGUCUCAACACAGGCGUCUGCGCACCUUCCGGUUCCUCCCACGUGUGCACAUGCACCACGCCCUUCACGGGUCAGCGCUGCGAGCAGAGUCUCGAUCCCUGCCUACCUAACCCUUGUCUCUUCGGUGGACAGUGCUUUCUGGACGCCUCGAAGCAGUCCGGUUAUGGGUGCCGAUGUGCGGAUGGCUAUCUCGGUUCUCGAUGUGAGGCCGAUGUGUACGAUUGCUUGUCUAACCCGUGUCAGAAUGGAGGCACCUGUGUAGAGGGAAUGUUUGCAAAGCCGCAGCAAAAUGAAGGAGGAGGAACAGGAGGAGGAGGAGGAGGGUCAAGUCUGUCCCAAAAUACAAAUAAUCUUCCUCAGAACAGUAACGAUAACACAUCUCCAGGGACAUCUUCAACAAACACGAACGCCGCAGGAGGGAGCGGGAUGAAUGCGGCAGCAGGAGAGGCUGGUGGUGUGAGUGUCCAGCUAAGCACUCAAGAGCCCCGCUACGUCUGCGAGUGUCCGGCCGGCUUCACGGGGACCCUGUGUGAGCUGGACGUUGUCUCCUGCAUGUCUGCGCCCUGCAAGAAUGGCGGGAACUGCUUGUCCCGACAGGGCGGAGGAUUCUCCUGCGAAUGUUUAGCCGGCUGGGCGGGUGACCAGUGCCAAGAUGACGUCAACGAAUGUACAGGUAUACCAUUUCAGCAUUUCGCCAAUUCUCCAUUUCACGAUUUCUCCAUUUUAACUUUUCUCCAUUUCAACUUUUCUCCAUUUCACCAUUUCUCCAUUUCACCAUUUCUCCAUUUUACCAUUUCUCCAUAUCAUCAUUUCUCCAUUUCACCAUAUUACUAUUUGUCCAGCUGUAUUUGCCUGGCUGCCUGGACUGGACCCGUCUGUGACGUCACUGUAGAAGACUGCCGGGCCAGGCCUUGCCUGAAUGGAGGGACGUGCGCUGACCAGAAAGGUCAAGGUGACAUCUGGACGUGCGCUUGUCCGGCAGGUGAGCUUGCUGAUGAGUCAUGUUUUGGCGGCGUUGACUGCUCUGUCCCUGUGAACGCCUGUGAGCCCAACCCAUGCCUCAACAAAGGGGCGUGUCGAGUUGACGUGGGCGGGGCCUCGUAUGUCUGUGACUGCCUGCCUGGCUUCACGGGUUCUCGAUGUGAGGGCGAGAUUGACGAAUGCACCACUCUCAAACCGUGCCGUAACAACGCCACCUGUGUGGAUCAGCUCAACGACUUCACGUGCCGCUGUGAGCCUGGCUGGGCCGGACGCACGUGCGAGGAACAAGUUCGCUACUGCUCGUCUCAGCCCUGUCUGCACGGCAGCACGUGCGUGGAGGUGUCAGGAGGGUACCUGUGUCGAUGUCCCCCUGGAUAUGCUCUGGAAAACUGCGGCUACGAGGUCAACGAGUGCUCCUUCGACCCAUGCAGGCACGGGGCCGUGUGUGUGGAUCUCCUCAACAGUUUCCGCUGCGACUGCUUGAUAGGAUUCACAGGUGUUGCGUGUGAGGUGAACAUCAACGACUGUGAAUCUUCUCCCUGCAAGAACGGCGCUACGUGCAUUGACCUUGUGAACGCCUUCAUCUGUUCCUGUCUGCCCGGUUACACAGGUUUAAAGUGUGAGACGGACAUCCCAGAAUGUGAGCCGAACCCCUGUCAAAAUGGCGGCAGCUGUGCAGAGUUAUACCCCGGCUCCUUCAACUGCACUUGUCCUUCUGGGGUCGAAGGUGACACCUGUGAAGUCAUGACCAUAGCGACCUUUAUGGGGUCAAACGCCUUGACCUUUGCGUCACUCGACGCCAUAACUCAACCCUUGGAUGUCAAUGAUAACACAAUGAACGACGCAGCAGCGAGAGUAACAAGGAGAAGGCGCAGAUCAAUAGACACAUCAGUUUAUCCUUCGACUUUGUCAUCCGACAACUUGUCGUUUCUUGUCCAGCAAUCUCCUGACACAGAAUACGAAGUUGACAACGGUUAUCCAACUCCUGGUGUGUUGAGAUUUAUUCCUUCAAUGUCUAAGAACGAUCCUGAAGACAAUUUACAAGACAAAGUUCUUCGAAAGCCUCAAACGUUUUCCGAGGAUUCAAAAGCGGCCCUACGUCAGCAUUCUUCAGAACGUUCAGGGGAUCGUUAUAUUGGGUUUUCCCGUACCCAAAGAAAGAGAGCUUUGUCAGAGGAAAAUAAUGACAUUACAGUUUUGUACUCCAACGACGAAUUCACGACGUCCAAUUCUUUUGGAUACAAGAAAAAUACAGUGAUGUCCCUGAAUACUCAAGGAAAAACAACCAUUUCUUCGGAAAGCAGUGCAAUUCCAGUUAUGUCCCUGGGGGUAAAACAGUUUCAAGGGGGACAAAUAGUGCGAGACAGACGAGUGAAGAGACAAGCAGAAGUUGGAGGGGCGGUUGGAGAAGAGUUCAAAGUUCAGAUCCAGUUCACACUGACGACCACGGUGCUGGAAGGAAUCCUGCUGUUUAUUACCGGGGUAAGUCCCUUGUGCUGUUACUGUUCCACGGGCAACGAGACCCACAAGGAGGAGACUUCCUACUUGGGCCAGCCCCAGCAUGUCGGUAUCGAAUUCCUCCCGGACUCUCGCCUUCACCUCACCGCCAACAAUGGUGCUAACAAACUCCGGACGUCCUUGGCCCUUCCCGGCCCCACUUCCGGCAUCUACAGUCACGUGGUACUCCUAGAACUUGAUCCCACAGCAGCUGUAUUGACCCUUGACCCUAACUCUUGUUCGGGUAUCAAAGGAUGUGUCCGUGACGUCACCAUCAACGGCCAGCAGCUCGACCUCCAGAACAGCUCGGCCACAGUGUUCGGCAACGACCCGCCUCCGGCUCAGCCAGGCUGUAGCAGAGACGUGGCUUGUCAGGACAGUCCUUGCGUCAACGGAGGGGCGUGUCUCAACUCGUGGGCGGGGCCUCAGUGCCAAUGUGGGGACGCCUACACUGGGAGGAACUGUUCCGAAACUGCCGCCAGCACGUUCAACGGAGUCUCCAGCCAUGUCUACAUCCGGUUAGACCGUUCCCAGCGUGCAUUCGGCGACAAUGGCGCCUUCCACUUCCGGACCCGCCAGGCCUCCUGCACGCUCAUGCUGCUGCAGUUUCUGAGGCCAGGGGGUCAGGUCGGAGACUUCAUCGAGUUCCGGGUAUACCGAGGUCGUCUGCAGGUCUACUCCAGUUUUAGUAAAGGUAACGCCAGCGUCCUCGUGGGCUAUCUCGACGGCUGCAUGAAAGGCUUGAGCUUCAACAACCAGAGCCUGGACCUACGUGGCGAGACACCUCCCACACCCGGGCUUUCGAUUGCACCGACUGACCUGACCCCGCGCUGCCAGGGGUCACGUGUGUGUGACGUCAAUCCAUGUCCGCCCAACUCCUUCUGCGUGGACGACUGGAACGCCUUCUCCUGUCCUUGUCUAGACGGCUGGACGGGCGAAAGUUGUGCAGAUAGCGUGGACGACUGUUUGAACGGCCAGUGUGAGAAUAACGCGACGUGUGUGGAUGGUCAUCAGAGUUUUUCGUGCGUGUGUGCGGAGGAUUUUACUGGUGUGCUGUGCGAGACGCCUGUGGAAGCUUGCUUCGAGAAUCCCUGCAACAUUAGUAGUUCGGAGUCGUGCGUGUCGUUUAAUUCUUCCUACUUCACGUGUAACUGUCUCCCUGGAUAUACGGGGAACACGUGUGAUGUUUUGAUUGACAACUGCGACCCUCCCCCUUGUCGCAACGACGCGUCUUGUUUAAAUAAAGUGAACGAUUUCGAGUGUUCUUGUGUAGUGCCAUAUUUUGGAUCACUCUGUGAGUUUGAGGAUUUCUGUGUGUCGGACCCUUGCUUUAACAACGGUAAAUGCUUGCUUCAGAAUCAGCGUGUACUUAAUAAUUCUGACAACGCUUCUACUUCCGAUGUGUCUGCCACUCCGAGCCUGAAUUUUACCAAUUCUAGCGCAACAAAACAACCCUCUUUUAUAUGCCAAUGCACUGAUCCUUAUUUUGGGAAUGUAUGUCAGUAUUUUGAUUUUUGCAAGGACAAUAAGUGCCAAAACAAUGCCACAUGCAUUUUGGAAUCAACGCGAUAUCUCUGUAAUUGCUCCAGGGGUUACUAUGGCAACUAUUGUGAGUUUGUGGAUUACUGUAUAUCCGAACCAUGUCAGAAUGAUGCUGAGUGCAGAAAUGGGGCAGAUUCCUAUUUCUGUAUGUGUCCUUUCUACUACACAGGGACCAACUGCGAGACUCCUGUGAAUCAGUGCGAAUUUAAUGAAUGUUUUAACGGUGCUACGUGUAUUUUUAAUGAGACUCUUUUGGCAGCUUCUCAAAUAUCAUCAUCAUCAUCAUCAUCAUCAUCAUCAUCAUCAUCAUCAUCAUCAUCAUCACCAUCAUCAUCAUCAGCGCUGGUCGCUAACACAACUUACUGCCUGUGCGUGGCUGGCUACACCGGAGCGCACUGCGAAAUUGACAUCGAUGAAUGCAGUUCGAAUCCCUGCCAAAACAACGCCACCUGCCUCGACAGCCGCAAUGCUGCGCCCGGGGAAGGGUUUUACGUCGGUUUUAGGUGCGAGUGUUUGCAGGGGUUCCACGGAGACGCUUGUGAGUUUGAGACGAACGAAUGUCUGACUGAACCAGAACCGUGUCUGAAUGGCGGGAACUGUACCGACAUAGUGAAUGGUUUCGAGUGCGCAUGCGCCGAGGGUUACAACGGAAGUCGUUGUGCUGUGGAUACUCGGGGCUGCGCGUCGGACCCGUGUCAAAAUGGCGGCUCGUGUCAGGGGAAGGGAGAUAACUACACUUGUGUGUGCGGUCUGGGAUACACAGAUUGGUUUACUUGA